CAGAGACAAAGACAAAUGUUACACCUGCUUUCAGUGAAAACACUGUUUGAGCCGGUUUGAUGAUUGACUUAUUAAGUAUUAAGUUAAGUAAUUCAAUUCUGUGCUAUUUUGUAUCAGUGUUUCAGUUUGAUGCGAUGUGGCUCUUGAAAAUGAUCAGUGUGAUGCUGGUGAUUACUCUCACGUUGCUAGGUGUUUCUGGGAGUAAUUGGAAGGUGACCUUUAACGAUACAGCUCCAUGUGCCUUAAGAGGGUCAUCAGUGGUGUUUGCAUGCAGUUAUGCCUACCCCUCAGAUCAGACUAUUACAAAUAGCUUCUGGUAUUUCUCCAGUCAAAGGAAGAACAAUGAUCUCUUUCUGGCCCAGGAAUACAGAGGACGUGUAGAAUACCUUGGAAACAAAGACAACAACUGCACUUUGAAAAUUAAUAACCUAAUUAGUAGUGACGCAACACAAUACCACUUCAGAUUUGAGACGGUUAAUAAAGGUGGCAAAACGAAUGCAUGGAGCAGCAAAACAUGGGUUUCACUAAGUUUGACAGGGCUGACAGCCAAAGUACAGCCUGCAACUGUGAGAGCGGGAGAGAGGGUGACACUAACGUGUGUCACAACCUGUACACCAAGUGACCAUCCCACUAUUGUUUGGUCCAGGGAUGGACACUCAGUAUCCAACACAGAGUUCCUGGCCAGCAGUGAGGAUUCUGGCAGAUACCGAUGUGCUGUUCAAGGUCAAGAGAAUCUCAACUCUGCUCCAAUGUCUCUUGAUGUCAAAUAUGCCCCAAGGAACACCUUGGUGUCAGUAAGUCCCUCUGGUCCAGUGGUAGAGGGAAGCUCUGUGAACCUGACCUGCAGCAGUCAUGCCAACCCAGCAGUGGAGAACUACACCUGGUUUAAGAAGGAUGGAACAGACACCUCACAGACAGGGUCAGGAGAGGUGUUGAGAUUGACUUCUCUAACCUCCUCUGACAGUGGACAGUACUUCUGUGAGGCCAGGAACAAAGAAGGGGCUCACAACUCUACUGUUCUGUCUCUGAUCCUGCAGGAUACAAAUACUGUCCAAAUGCCAGUUUACAUCAGUUCCGCGGCCACAGUUUUCAUGGUGAUCAUACUUCUUGUGUUCCUAUGGAUGUGGAAGAGCCCAUUCAAAUUAUGUCAAAAGACUGCUGUGGACAAAAAGGAUCAUCAAAACCCAGUCUUAUUCAGUAGAAGGACCAGUAAUGACCCAGCAACACAGGAAGCUAGAACGGAGGAACGGGAAAAUGCUCUCUAUGCCAACAUUCAACUGCCUCCCUCUCACCCCCACCCCCAAGACAGUUCUCUGUACUCUGUGGUCGAGCCACCAGCUCUGCAGAACCCUCCUGACCCUCAUUACGCUACCUUUGACUUCCAGCAGUUCUGCAGCUCCAUCGACAGGGCCCAACUCUCAGGACUCCAUGAGCAUGAUGUUGUUUACUCCAAGAUGAAAACCAAACAGGCCAAGGUGACAGACAACCUACAGUAUGCCAGCAUCCAGUUCCCCCUCCCCAGUCCUACUGUGAGGUCAGAAGCAAGAUUAGAGGUGGACCAUUCUGUUAUCUACUCCACUGUUGCCAAACCUGAAGCCUGAACAUAUCAUUUCAUAAUGUUGAAUAAACUAAGCAGCAUUGGAACACAUGUUAAGAUAUGUAAAGUAUGCAAUUAAUGGGUAGUUAUAGCAAUAGAUGUAUAUGUAUUGUACUGUACUUGUAAUGCAUGUGUCUCGGUGAGCUUCCAUUGCUUGUGAUUGAUUGAUUCUGAAAUUUCAUUGGCUGACUGUUUUAGUUUGAGGUGUGACCGCCUAGGGGAAGGUGCAGGUAAGAGUGAAGUGGCCAUGUGGCUGGUUUAGUUUGUAACUGUCUGACAGAGUUUGAGAAAAUAUUGUUGAUUUAUCUUGAAUUUAAGUUUUGUAAGUUCUUCCCUUGACCUAACCAGAUCUUGUAUUUUUGGUUGUUUAGUUAGUUUGUUUUAUUAAAUAUGUACUGUUAUUUUAUUUUGCCACUCAACCCCAACUUGAAGAACCUGUGUAUAAUAUGUGAUGGGCAGAGCUACCGAGUACAUGCUACAGAUAAACUCAGCAAAAAAAGAAACGUCCUCUCACUGUCAACAGCGUUUAUUUUC
Messenger RNA from Oncorhynchus kisutch (coho salmon), 2131 nucleotides. Its product is annotated as B-cell receptor CD22-like. The coding region runs from base 60 to 1601 and encodes 513 amino acids. Lineage: Eukaryota; Metazoa; Chordata; Actinopteri; Salmoniformes; Salmonidae. The transcript has 8 exons. Gene Ontology annotation, biological process: cell-cell adhesion. Gene Ontology annotation, cellular component: membrane. The record is from RefSeq and is a predicted model, not a curated record.